Molecule: messenger RNA, 3689 nt
Organism: Patiria miniata (bat star)
Lineage: Eukaryota; Metazoa; Echinodermata; Asteroidea; Valvatida; Asterinidae
Product: sodium/iodide cotransporter-like
Exons: 15
Coding region: 335-2197 (620 amino acids)
Biological process (GO): sodium ion transport; transmembrane transport
Cellular component (GO): membrane
Molecular function (GO): symporter activity
Source: RefSeq, a predicted model, not a curated record
UUUCCAUUCGUCUGAGCCCACAAUCCUUUGCGUCUCCUCGAAUCUCUCUGCUGAGUGGCCACCACUGGUAGGGGGUGGGCACCACACGCAAUACGUUUGGUAUCUGGUAUUGAUUACAGAUGAGAGACGGGAUGAAGCGAAUAGAGCAGUCUACCUAAUUGUCCACCGUUUAAAUAACACAAACUUGAAUCCUAUGAAAUAAACACGUCGUGAUCGUUGCCAGCUAUUUCCGGUUCGUUUCCAGUUCAGUCCAGUUCAGAGAGAAGAUUAUAAAAUCGGACCGACUUUAAGCACAGUUUUUGGACCAACGUUGCAUUUGGAACAUCAUCUUGAAAUGGAGGGGAAAUUCGGCAGCCGUGUGUUCUUCCAAGCCGCAGACUACGUAGUUUGCGGUUUGAUGCUGCUAGCUAUGAUGGGUAUCGGUCUGUACUACGGCUUCAGCGGCGGCCAUCAGCGCACCUCAUCGGAGUACAUCCUUGCGAAUCGCAAGAUGACUGUCGUCCCCGUUACGCUGUCUCUUCUGGCAAGUUUCAUCUCCGUCAUAUCGGUCCAGGGAGUUCCCUCCGAUAUCUACUAUCACGGCCCGUCGGUGAACUGGGUGCUGAUUCCUAAACUCGUUGGCGGCGUUCUAGCUGCCAUGUUCUACAUGCCUUUGUACUAUCGCCUGGGUAUGACAUCCGUCUACGAGUACCUAGAACUGCGAUUCAACAACGUCGUCAAGAUAUGCGGGGUGGUGUCAUUUCUGCUAUUUACGUUCUCGUACUUAGGAGUUGUUACCUACACGGCAUGUACGGCCGUAGCGGCAGCUACUGGUAUCAGCGUUGAAGUUGCUAUCAUCGGUGCUUGUGUGAUAUGCAGUAUAUACACAGUCAUAGGUGGCAUCAAAGCUAUCCUGUGGACCGACAGUCUUCAGAUGAUCCUUAUGGUGGUGGCGGUUAUCGCAAUCUUGAUCAAAGGUUCCAUUGACGUGGGAGGAUUUAGUAACGCCUGGAGAGUAGCCUACGAGGGAGGACGUACCAACUUCUUUAGUUUUACUCUGGAUCUGACUGAGUUCUACAACGGCUUGGGUUUCAUUAUUGGCCAGAUCCCUCACAGUACGUUCAUGAUCAACAACCAGUACAUGGUCCAGCGAUUCGUUAUGUGCAAAUCGGAAGCCGUAGCAAGAGCGUCAAUUAUCGGUUAUGUGGCCGGCAUGUUCAUCUUCUACGCUCUAUUGUCGAUGGCAGGAUGGGCCAUAUAUGCUUACUAUGAAGGCUGCGAUCCAACAACAUUGGGAUACACCACCAAAAACGAUCAGAUUAUGCCAUAUUUCAUCGUUGAUGCGUUCGGCCAUAUUCCCGCCGCUCCUGGUAUGCUUCUGACAGGUGUAUUUGGUGCAGCACUGAGCACGAUGUCGUCGGUGUUGAAUGCAAACGCCACACUGGUCGGAGAACACUUUGUCAAACCCUUCUGGAAAGGACUGCCCGACACAACAUAUACAAUCAUCUUGAAAGUACUCGUUGUUUUGUUUUCCUUUACUGCCUUGGGGUCGGCGUUUCUUGUUCCAAUUCUGGGAGACGCAAUACCAAUGAUGAUGACGUUAAACGGCUGUUUCCAGGGAACCGUCCUUGCUUUGUAUCUCCUUGGGGCAUUCGUUCCCCGCUGUGGUUCAAAGGGUGCCAUAGCUGGCUACACUGUGGGACUGGUUCUUGGCUUGACACUUUCCAUUGGUAAAGUCGUCUAUCCGAGCACAAGUCCCAAUCUGCCGUUAUCGGCCGACAAGUGUCUCAAUGAGACUUUCUUCGGCGACAACGGUGUGACAUAUUCGAUGACAAUGCUUGAUGCAAAUGUGACAGUGCCAUUCCAGAACAGUGACAGCCCGGACACGCCCACCUUCUUCACUUUGUCCAAGAUAUGGUACGGCUUUGUCAUCACCGCAUCUACCAUGAUUGUCGCCAUCAUCGUUACCUUGGUGACAGGUGAAAAUGUUACCUCUCAGCUUGACCCGCAACUUGUGUAUUGGAAAAUCCAGAGCAAUCUCACUUCAAGUGAAGACAAGAAGAAUCUGGAGGACAGCAACUUGGUGGAGUUGCUAGAUGGAGGUCUAGACUCGAAUGCAGGCCCAAGUCGACAAGAAUCCGCGAACGAUUCCGAGUCUCAUACGAUUGGUAUACCGACGAUAAGUAGUCAAACUGCAAUAAUCGAUACAGUGUGCUAAGAAGAUUUGAAUAAUAAUAAGACCCAAAAGUCCAGUUUAAGAACAAAAAACCCCACAAAUACUCAAGGGAUGGCAAAGUCAAUGACGAAAACUAAUAACAUAUAAACUGACAUCGUAACAUCAAUUUGGUACCACUAGACAAUAAGGAAAUAGCAUUUUCUAAAAUGAUUUGAAGUUCUAAGUUAAUAAUACUAUCGACAUUAGUUGAAAUAUAAUUUUAAAAAAAUACCAAUACUAAAGUAUGGUUGUGGGAUGGUUUAAGAGGCAGUUUACUCGAGUUCUUUGUCCGUCAAAUUGAUAGAGUAUUAGAGCAGAAUAUGACAAUUGAUAACGUUACAUGUUUUUCAGAGGCAGUUUAUAUUCCAAUUUAUUUGGGAGGAAACAUAAAAACAGCAGAAUGCAGAGGCAUAAUGGUAAAAUGAAAAAUGUAGUUGAUGAUGCAUUUAAUUGAAGGAAAGAAACUUCAAAUCAAAGUAAUAAAUGCAAAACGGAAUCGGGAAAAAUUGUUUAUUAUACUCCCGCUGAACAUUAUGGGCAACGCUCGAGACCGGUUCUAAAAAAAAAUUAGAGUUAAUAAUAGAAAUAGGAAAUUAUUUCUUGUAGGAAUGUAUGUUUAUUAUUGAAAGUGGUCAAACAGGGGUAUUAAGUUGUCUAUAUUUAAAUUAAAAUUAAAACGAUAGAAGAAACCGGGAAUGGCUACUCGAAGUAAAUGUACCAAAUUUGAAAUAGAAAAACCAACGCAUAAAUUGGAGACAGGUGCAGAGUUCACAAGCCAAAGUACACAUUGUCAUAACUAAAGCAUUGUUUACUUUUAUUUUCAUGGAAUUCAAUUUUAUUAAUAUUGAUGUUUAUUUAUAUUUAUAUUUAUAUGAAUGUAUUUAGUUUUGUUUUCAAAUUCCAUUUAUAUAUACCACACCUUGCAAGUUUCUUUAUUUUUGUUAUCGUAUUAUACUUCUUCCACUGUUUUGGGAUUUUCUUUUGUCUAGCGACAGUUCUAUGCAUCGAAUAUAUAGGGGGCAAUUUAUUUUUCAAAGUUUAUUAAAUAUUUGUAUUGUUUACAUCAAACUGAAUUUUGUUUUAUUAUAAUUCUUUAUAAUUGCUUUUUGUAGUUAUUUGGCUCAUAGAAGCUCGGUUGGGAGUCGAUAUUUGAUUAUUCGGCAUUUAUGUGGCAUGCAUUUGAUAAAGAUGCCAAUCUUAUAUAUUUCAUUUGUCUUUGCAAGCUUCACUUCAAAUUCCAUAAUGUUGAGUAAGGUGUGCUAUAUAAAGUUGUCAUUUGUUUUAAAUACGGUGGAAAUAAUGUGAUGGCACUAUGCGUAGUAGCUAGAAAAAAAUAGGUGAUUAUACGGGUCGUACAUGCUACUAGAAACAUAUAUAAUGUAAAACUUACUAAAAAUGUUUAUUGUUGUGACUUCAAUUAGAAUUUGAUGUCAGGUUGGCGUAGCGGUACUUUCCUCGCCUUCCACCGCUGUGACCCGGGUUCGAAUCCUCCGUG